AUGAACGAAAAGCACGAAUAUUCAAAUAUAAAGCCUCUGGACUUUGGGGCAACUGCAGUCCCCGAAGUUGAUUCAGGAAAAGUCACCCUGAAUAUCCGGGAGGUUGAGGAUGAGCCUGGUGGCACUCCCUCGCCUGAAGAAUUCUCUAUAAUUUCACCAUUUCCAGGCUCUAUGGAGCAACCAGUUUCCGGGGUGGAGGUUGUUGAACAACUUGAGUGUUACGAUGUAGUUGUCGCUGGCGCCGGGCCUGCUGGCCUCUUGCUCGCUUCUCUUCUGGCACGCUACGGAUUCACCGAAAAAACCUCUCUCUUAUGCAUUGACCCUCGAUUACAUGUACGAUCCGCGGGGCACGCAGAUGGACUUCAUGCUCGCUCUUUAGAGAUGUUCAAAGUACUGGGACUUUACGAAGAGCUUAUGAAAGUAUCUACUGAAGUCGGCGAGAGAGCCCGUUGGGCAGAGGUUCCUUCCUCCUGCCAGGAGCCUGAAUCUCUUCCCGCGUCCACGCCAAACAACUCCAGGAUGAAACGUGUUAUGCGGCAAAGGCUCGCUAUUGCACCCAACGCACGGAUGAAGCAGCUCUUAAGUAUUCAACAGGGUCAGAUUGAGCGGAUCUUGGAGGAAGAUCUCAAAAGCAAUGCCCCGGAAGCACUUUGUCGCGGGCCCCAUGUUAUCGAAUCAUGUAUAGACGAGACUGUUCCAAGUCACCCGGUACUGAUCACUAUCGGGGAUGAUUCAGGAACCCAAACGACCUCCCGGAAGAUCAGGUGCAAAUAUCUUGUCGGUGCAGACGGUGCCCACUCAACGGUCCGGAAAAACUUCUAUAUCGCCAUGGAAGGUGACUCAACUGAUCAUGUCUGGGGCGUCAUUGACUUUGUCGCCGAUACUGACUUUCCUGACAUUAGGAGACUCACAACAGUACAGAAUAAUUCUGGUAUGGCGAUGAUCAUUCCACGAGAGAGGAAUACUGACGGAGAAUGGCUUACCCGAUUCUACGUGGAUAUGAAUGACAUCGAGUUGAAAAGCCAACAAUCUUCAUACACGACGCACGGAGUAGGCCAUCCAGAUGCUAAAAGCGUUUUCAUUAUCAACCAGAACAGAAAGUCGAGCAUCAAGGAUGAUUGUAUUUAUCAACGCCUAGCCGAAAUAUUUGCUCCUUUCCAAAUGACGCUCAAAAAAGGCACGGAGACCGACUGGUCCACUGCAUACGCAAUUGGGCAACGUGUCGCAUCUGAUUUCGCAAAGGCAGACUCCAACGGCAUUCCUAGAGUUUUCUUAGUAGGAGAUGGUAACCCCAAACUCGGCCAGGGCAUGAAUGUCAGCAUGGCGGACUCAUUCAAUCUAGCCUGGAAGCUCACGCAUGCCGUGUUUGGAACCGCUGCUAAUUCUACCAGCUUGCUCCAAAGCUACGUCUCAGAGCGCCGGCUUAUCGCUCAGCAACUGGUUGAGCUUGAUCGUCGAUGGUACAGCAUGCAAUGGGCGGAUAGCGAAAGGAAGAAGCAGCCUGGCUACCAAGAAGAAUGCACUAAGCUUUACCAGGACAUCUCGGGGUUCACUAGCGGCUGUGGAAUUGAGUAUGCCGAGUCUGUCGUGGUGGUCAAACCAGCGCAGACCGGCAUGAUCAAGCCAGGCAAGCGGCUCGUGAACAUACGCAUGCUGCGUCUUGCAGAUGGUUGUCAAUGGGAUAUCCAUGACAGCUUGGCUCCCGAUGCUGGUAGCUUUAAAGUGGUCAUAUUAUGCGGGCGCGAUAUCCUUAGCCCGGCGAGUGACUCUGCCAAAGCUAUUCAGAUUGUCCUCGAGCGAGUUGUUCCCAAAUUCUCCAUAGCCCUGUUGAAGACUUCUGUGGUCACUCCUGAGAUGGUUCACGCGCCUACUGGACCUUCAGAGCAGCUCUUUGAAAUGUCGGAAUAUGAUCUUUGGGGGCUGCUUCCCAGUUGUACGAAGCGAGAUGCAGAAAUGACUACCUACGCUCUUUCUGAUACGGGGUAUAAUACUUACGGCAUCGAUCCCAAUAUGGGAGCCGUGGCUGUUGUCCGACCGGAUGGAAUUGUCGGGACUGUCAUACCUCUGGAUUCUCGGGUCAUUGAGGCUCAACUGAAAUACUUCCUUGAGGCCAUAUUUGUUGCAAAAUAA
Molecule: messenger RNA, 2130 nt
Organism: Penicillium crustosum
Lineage: Eukaryota; Fungi; Ascomycota; Eurotiomycetes; Eurotiales; Aspergillaceae
Product: aminotransferase class 3
Exons: 4
Coding region: 1-2130 (709 amino acids)
Molecular function (GO): FAD binding
Source: RefSeq, a predicted model, not a curated record